Dibothriocephalus latus is the source of this 378-nucleotide messenger RNA. NCBI's taxonomy places the organism in Eukaryota, Metazoa, Platyhelminthes, Cestoda, Diphyllobothriidea, Diphyllobothriidae. The record is from the annotation of a GenBank genome assembly.
AUGAAACGCAAGGGUGGUGUCUGCGGCGUCAUUCGCGGCGUUGGGUUGCAAAAGGCUGGGGCAAUCGUAUGCGCUGUCUGCAUGUAUUGCGUUGGUGGACCUGUAGGCCUGAGCCUUCUUCUGGCCACUCCACUGGCUGUCAGUGAGCACACUUUCUCCCCAGGAUCGUUGUCUUGGGAGGUAGUCUGCUCUGCGAAAGUUGUCCUUACUCAUGAAUUAAUUUUUGGAGAAGAACGUGCUGCAAAACGCACAGAAAUAAAAAUGGUUGGCAGCUGUCAGGACUUUUCAAUUUCGGAGGAGCAGGCGGCAGAUGAGGGUGAUCAUCAAAUCCGUGGCGAUGCAGUAGAUCAGGACACUAAUUCGGGUGAGCACAUGUAA